AUGAGAUCUAAUCAUUAAUACAAUUAUAAUUAUAAAUUAGACUAAAUAUUUUAGAGAGAGAAGUAAAUUAUUUAUAAUAAAUAGAUCAUAUGAUCUUCAUUUAAAAAAGUUGAAUGAAAUCAAAACCAAAAAAACCUAAUCUUAAUAAAGAGUAUAACAUUUAGAAACCUUAGAAAAAAGAAAUAACAUUCGAUAACAACGGAGACGUUUUGAUUUAAAUCGUAUCUUUCAUUUAUUUAUUCUCAUAGAAUAAUCAGAGCGUAUAAAUAAGGGUAACAGCUAGUUAUAUUAAAAAAUAACAGAAAUAUGCAAUAGACCAAUGUAAUAAGAUUACUUUAAAUAUGAAGAUGAAAAUCUAUAUCAUCCUCACAAUUUAAAUUUAACAUUACGCAAGAAUCAAGCUCAAUAAAUACAAUAUGAAAAUAUUUAAAUUGCUGAUCGCUUAAUGAAAUAAGAACCAGUCUUGAAAAUAGAGGAAUUCUCACAUUCUUAUAAACAAAAUUAAAGAUUGAUGAUGAGAUUACAACGUUAUCAAUAAUCCUAAAAUUAUAUGAAUAUCAUCAGGUAAUAAACUUAUCAAAUUUUAAAUUAAGAAACAAUAUGACAUAUUCUUAAAGAGAUUCUACUAAUAAUAGUUCAAUUACUUCUAAAAAAAAAGAAAAACAAUAACUUAUAUUUUAACUUUAACCAAUCAUUAAGUAAUAAAACUUAAAUAUUAAUUUUUAGUUUAAAAGCCAAAUCUAAUGAAAUUAAAGGUUUAGAAAAAAUAAAGGAAAUUAAAGAAAAAAUUCAAUAAUAAUAAUAAGAAUUAGAAUAAAUAAAAAAUCAAUAAAUUAAACCAUAAUUAUUAGAAAUAACUUAAAUUAAUGAGGAAUCACAAAUUGAAACCUUUAGAAAAGAUGAAAAUGUAGAAUAAUAGAUAAAAUAAUAAAUUGAAAAAGAAGUUAAAUAAUAUCAAGAGGAAUAAAGUGAUGAUAUUCAAUAAUAAUAAUUAUGA
Molecule: messenger RNA, 997 nt
Organism: Paramecium sonneborni
Lineage: Eukaryota; Ciliophora; Oligohymenophorea; Peniculida; Parameciidae
Source: the annotation of a GenBank genome assembly